Sorghum bicolor (sorghum) is the source of this 1773-nucleotide messenger RNA. RefSeq lists its product as uncharacterized. The record is from RefSeq and is a predicted model, not a curated record. The transcript has a single exon. Bases 1136 to 1441 code for a protein of 101 amino acids. NCBI's taxonomy places the organism in Eukaryota, Viridiplantae, Streptophyta, Magnoliopsida, Poales, Poaceae.
AAGACUUUGCCGAGGGCUUUUGGGCCUUUGCCGAGGGUUUCCGGCUCUCGGCAAAGAAAGCAAAUCCAGUAGUGAAGAAGGUACAUAGAGGCGUGUCUCGCCGGGCCACGCGCGUUCUUGGCGCCUCGCGGCAUGCAGAUGCAGACGACACAUGGUCCAAAAAUACAUAAAUGUAUGUAGUAUUGUGCGUGCGUGGAGAAGGUUGCAUAUUCACAGUAACUCUUAUCUCUUGUCUUGCCGACGGUUUUGGAUCGGCAUGGCAUGGCCUCCCUCGCUUUGUUUGGACCCCUUCUGUUCCUGCUCUCAGGGAAUAAUAAUAUCGAUCUGUUUGCAUUGCAGUUGCAGUUGCAGACUUGCAGGCACGACAGAGUAGUUUUUAUUAUUAAUGGUGAAACGUUUUACACGAUCCCAUGCAUGCAAUCAUUCCGGCCGUUCCAAUGAUGCAUGGUCCCGCCCGUCUUUGUUUACUUGUGAUCACCAAUGGAAACAAAGGGCGUGCUUAAUUCAUCAGUUCUUCAUUCAUCCAGGUAACGCAACGAUGAGCCAGUCUGAGAUUUAAUGUCGUGCGGUAAAGUUUAUUUUGUCCUUAAAAACAUGAUUAUGCCUUCGUAUAUAUAUACCAUCGGACUGUCCGGUCUCUCCAUAUAAUUGUACAGUACGUACUGUAGUGUUUGUCCGAGCAUGCAUGCAUGGCGCCCCCACAAAAAUAUCGGACACGUACAGGUGUCGAUCCUACACUGAACGCACGCGAGAUGAAGCCACAAGAAUCAGUCGGCUCGACUCAGAACUGUUUUCGGAGCAAGUGCCCAAUGAUGCAGCAUCUCUCGCUCCAAUUCCGGUCCAUGUCCAAUGCAAGCAGCUGCCUUCUUUUUCCCCUAGCCUAGAUAUAUAUCUAUAAAGAGGCCAAGCUGCCCAUCGCUCACGAGUCACGAGCACUGCUCGCCAUGGUCGUCCUCCUCCAGCAAAAUAUCAGCGCUAGAGCAGACCCUACUUGUACUACUACAUUGCAACAGCGUCUUGCAUUGCGACGUUUGCAAUAUUCAUUGGCAAAUCGAGUUCGUUACAGCAGGUACCUCCGUCUAGGACUAGGUUGGUAACUAGUAGGACUACCAAGCUAGCUAGGCCGGCCUUGACCAUGUCGCGCCACCGGCGGCAGCCAUCCCGCGCGCUCCCUCUCGACUUCAACGUCGACGGCGACGAGGAGGUGCCACCAGCGGCAGCCAAGGGCGGCGCCACGUCGUCGGUCGACGGGAGUCAGCAGAACCCCCGUGCCGGUGGCAGCGGGGACGGUGAUGCUGGCGGCGGGGCUGGCAAAGGCCAGGAAGGGCAGACGACGAAGAAGAAGCCGCCGCCGGCCACUUCUGGCAGCCGGUCUCAGUCGGAUCCGGAUGGGACCGGCGCCAACAAGCCGCGGCACGACGACGGCACCCGUGGUCGUUAGUGUCCAAAAGACCGACGCGGCGGCGGCUAGCAUUAUAUAUGUUGGUCUGCACUUACGCACGGUAUCUAUAUUUUGAUCCAUUCCAUUCCUAUGUGUGUCGUCCUAGCUCCAUUCCUAUGCAUGCUCGAUGUGGUCAUCGAUUUGCUGCUUAUGCUAUUAGUGUCAUCACGGUGAUUUCAUUAGUUCGGAUUAAAGAAAACAGCUGUGUUUGUUUGAAUGUAAGCAAACUUCCCUUUGCCCUCGAUGGGGUUGUUGUUUGGUUUCUUUACUCAGAAUCGUCUUACCUUCUUGCUGAGUAGGACAAUAUUGAAGAGGAGAUUUUGCGACCCUUA